This is a messenger RNA of Chaetomium strumarium, 1984 nucleotides long. Its product is annotated as branched-chain alpha-ketoacid dehydrogenase. Lineage: Eukaryota; Fungi; Ascomycota; Sordariomycetes; Sordariales; Chaetomiaceae. Gene Ontology annotation, molecular function: pyruvate dehydrogenase (acetyl-transferring) kinase activity. Gene Ontology annotation, biological process: regulation of glucose metabolic process; protein phosphorylation. Bases 360 to 1742 code for a protein of 460 amino acids. The transcript has 2 exons. The record is from RefSeq and is a predicted model, not a curated record. Gene Ontology annotation, cellular component: mitochondrion.
UUCGUCAUAGUUAGGGGUCGUAACCUGGAAAUUCGGUCUCAACUCUCAACUCUCAACAACUCACGUGCUUCCUUGACCAUUGACUGACUCCUACUGCGUGCCUGUUGUUGAUCCCGCGAAAAGCCAUCUGGGUAAUGGGCUCAGCUCUCCGCUCUGUCAAUUCAAGAAGUACUUGCACUUAAUUUCGAGUGCUGAGCCUUUGAUCCUCUCCCAAGCUGGAAUCCUUCGUCGCUGUAGGACCCAUUUGAUCCGCGACUAACCGUGGCCGUCCAUCCGCUGGGAAUCAUUGGAUGUGAUUGCGGCGGGCUUACUCUCCUGAUGUCCGUAGCUGGUGUAUCACUCUGCGCAAACAUGCCGACAUGAGAGGCUCCAUUGUGAGGCCGCUGCGGUACAGCCGCAGUGCCAUUCCCCAGAUCAAUUGCUGGCGGAGAGCGUCCUCCACGCUGCAGCAUCUGAAGAACGCCUCGACUGCCCACCACCGCCCGCAGCAUCACCAUCCUCAUGAGCGCGAGCACGACUUUGUCCCCCACUUGGCCAAGCAGCCAUUGCACCCGCUGAGUCUCGCGGAUCUUGUCAAACACGGCCGCCCCCCGUUGUCGGCCGAUGCUCUCCUCGCAUCCGCUCGCUUCACGCUCUCGCUUCUGCCGAUCCGCCUGGCGCACCGCAUCCAGGCCCUGCGCAACCUGCCAUACAUCGUCGUCUCAAACCCGAAUAUCAGCAGGAUCUACAACAACUACCAGCACUCGCUAUCGACGCUGCUGCCCUGGCAGGGGCGCACCAUCAGCAACUUGGAAGACGAGAUCCGAUUCACAGAGGUGCUAGCGGAGCUCGUGCAGACACACACCGACACCAUCCCCAUCCUGGCCCGCGGCUUCCUCGAGUGCCGCAAGUACAUCUCGCCCGCCGAAGUGACCCGCUUCCUAGAUGAGCACCUGCGCGCGCGCAUCGGCACACGCCUCGUCGCCGAGCAGCACAUCGCCCUGCACUUCAGCAGCACGCCGCACUUCGACCCGGCCGCCAGCCCGACGCCGUGCCCGGAACACCCCAGCUACAUCGGCGUGAUCGACACGGCGCUGCGCCCGGCGCUGACCAUCGACUCGUGCGGCGGGUUCGUGGCCGACAUCUGCGAGCUCAACUACGGCGUGCGCCCGCGGUGGAUCGUCGACGGCGAGCCCGACACCACCUUCGCCUUCGUGCCCAUGCACCUCGAGUACAUCGUGACGGAGCUGCUCAAGAACGCCUUCCGCGCGACCGUCGAGAACGGCAUGAACCGCGAGCCCGUGGUGAUCACCAUCGCGCCCGAGCCCCCCGCCGUGAAGCCCCCGCCGCCGCAGCAGGGCCAGGUGCGCCUCGAGCCGCCCAGGGAAUCCCGCGGCGCCUUCGACCGCGACGCCAUUGCCCCGCUCGACGACAACGCCCCCGGCGUGACCAUCCGCAUCCGCGAUCGCGGCGGCGGCAUCGGCCCGGACGUGCUCCCCCACAUCUGGAGCUACUCCUUCACGACCUUCAGCGAGUCGGACGACGAUGUUCCUGGCGGAUCGUCGUCGUGGACCGGUGGGGACGCGCUGAACGUUAUCUCGGCGGCUAGCCACGGGCGCAGUUCCAUCGCCGGGCUUGGAUACGGCCUGCCGCUGAGCCGGGCGUAUGCCGAGUACUUUGGCGGCGGGAUCGCGGUGCAGAGCCUGCAUGGUUGGGGCACCGAUGUAUAUCUGCGGUUGAAGGGGGUGGGAAAGAUAGAGUGAGUUCCAUCCCGUUUCCGCCCGUGUGAUUUUGGGGGAAAGGAGGGAAAAGGGAGAAAGCUGAAUAUUGGGUAGCUAACGCAUCCCGAAAACAGGCAAGAAACAACUUUUGCGAAGAAGAAGGUGCAGGAUGAGAAACUAUAGCCAGUAAUUUCUUACCAAUACCAGGUAUCUACGUAUCUAGACAACAGUGGUCAUGGCCUUAUACGUAUAGAUUUUGCCUACUAGAAGAUAAUACUCCGUAC